CCCCUGCAAGGGAAAUGGAGGGAAGCUCAGUAUUAAGUUGCUAUUCUGCAAAAACCCAUUUUAAAUUGCAUCAUUUUCAUCAUAUAUCUUCGUUUUCUUCGUCUUCUUCUUCGUGGCGGAGGUGCUUUUUUCCUGGGUUGCGGGUCAGUUACCGGGUGAUGCCAAUUCGAAGCUCUGUCCGGGCUUUCACUGUGGAAGAAGCGCCGGAUAAGUCAAGAAAAUCGGUGAUGGGUACGAAAGAAAUGCUCCCGAAGAUUGAUAAAAGUGGUCGCUUUUGCAGCCCAAGAGCCGCCCGGGAACUCGCUUUAUUGAUAGUUUAUGCGGCAUGUUUAGAAGGGUCUGAUCCGAUUAGACUGUUUGAGAGACGAAUGAAUGCCAGAAGAGAACCUGGUUAUGAAUUUGACAAGGAAUCGCUGUUGCAAUACAAUCACAUGAGCUUUGGAGGUCCUCCUGUCACAACUGAAACAAUUGAAGAAGCAGAUGAGCUUCUGAGCAAUGAUGAAAAGGAGUCUGAAAUUGAGGCAGAAGUUCUUUCAGCUCCACCUAAGUUGGUGUAUAGCAAACUUCUAUUGCGUUUCUCUAGGAAACUUUUGGUUGCAGUGGUGGAUAAGUGGGAUAGUCAUGUCCUUGUUAUUGACAAAGUUGUCCCUCCAAAUUGGAAGAAUGAACCAGCUGGCAGAAUAUUGGAGCUUUGUAUCCUCCACCUAGCCAUGUCUGAGAUAUCAGUUCUUGGAACUCGGCACCAGAUUGUCAUUAACGAGGCUGUUGAUCUUGCAAAGCGAUUCUGUGAUGGAGCAGCACCGCGUAUAAUCAAUGGGUGUUUGAGGACAUUCGUGAAGAAUCAUGCAGGGAAUCCCUCAGAGUCUAAACAGGAUCAGGGCAUACCAGUCCAAGUAUGAGUUCAAAUCAUCAAAUGUCUCAAAUCUCACUUCAGAUUUGGUUAUUACAAAUUCCAAUCAUACAAAGGUGACUUGAAAACUCUCUUUAUUGUACUAGUAGUCUAUUACACAGCAGAAUUUUGUAUAUGAUAAUGUUGCAGUAAUAUUCUUGGAUAAUUUUAAAAAAAAUGAAAAAAGAUUUUUUCU
Rubroshorea leprosula is the source of this 1085-nucleotide messenger RNA. Lineage: Eukaryota; Viridiplantae; Streptophyta; Magnoliopsida; Malvales; Dipterocarpaceae. The record is from the annotation of a GenBank genome assembly.